Messenger RNA from Neoarius graeffei (lesser salmon catfish), 1415 nucleotides. RefSeq names its product FXYD domain containing ion transport regulator 5 (gene fxyd5). The record is from RefSeq and is a predicted model, not a curated record. The coding region runs from base 168 to 836 and encodes 222 amino acids. Gene Ontology annotation, biological process: regulation of sodium ion transmembrane transporter activity. Gene Ontology annotation, cellular component: membrane. Lineage: Eukaryota; Metazoa; Chordata; Actinopteri; Siluriformes; Ariidae. The transcript is spliced from 10 exons. Gene Ontology annotation, molecular function: sodium channel regulator activity.
AAGCUGGUGGGCUGAACAGUAUGUUUGUCAUGAAUGCCAGAAAGAGAGAAAGAAAGAAGCCACGAGGUGAUAAAAGGAAGUAGAAAAAAAUGGGUGUGGCCAACCAACGGUUCAAUUUUGCAACAUCUGGACUGUUGGACGCUGAGAACUGAAACAGCUUUUUCAUCAUGGCAAUUAAGGUGGCACAUCAUGUGACCAGUCCAUCUGUCCAUCCAUCCCUCCAUCUAUCCAUGAUCUAUACCCUUUAUCCGUCAGAGUCUCUGGGGAAGCUGGAGCUGACUUUAGCUGGAAGGCGGGGUCUGAGAGUCUGGGCAGGAAGUGCACUAUUACUGCUCCUCUACUCCUUCAGAGCUGAUGGAAAUGAUUCGCUGUCACUGGAUGCCCAAACUUCACAACCUUCUGUCACCACAGACCUUACAUCAGCUGAGACAGAUGGAGUGAAAGCAACCGACCUUAGAAUAACUGCAUCACCCCUCGAUGUCCAGCACACUAAUGAGAUAACUGCAGGCGUUACAGUCACUGUUCCAGUGAGUUCCAUGAACCCAGACAGCAAUGAAAAUGAGAUCAAUGCCACUGCGGAAACAACACGAGCUACACUUGCCACCACAGUUCCAGUGACCACCACCCCAAAACAUAGCAACACUCCGGAUACAAAAUGGGAUGAUAAAUGGGAUGCGCCCUUCAUAUAUGAUUAUAGCUCAUUGAGGCAAGGAGGGCUAAUUAUUGCUACUGUGCUCUUCCUGUUGGGCAUCAUGGUGAUUACAUGUGGGAAAAUGAAAUGUCGCCAUCGUUGUCGCACAGGCAGAGGAAGAUCGUAUGAUGUGACCAGGAUGUAACUCAGACAAAAAAAAAAACAACGGGGAGCAUCAGCAUGGGACAGCCAUUCACUCAGACCUGUUCACACUGCAUGGUGUGUGUGUGUGUGUGUGUGUGUGUGUGUGUGUGUGUGUGAGAUUUAUUCAUAAUAAUUGUAUAUCAGGCAUGUCGGAAAUAUUUUCUUCCAUGAGCGUCAAUGUGUGUACCUGUGCAUGUGUAAAUUUGCACAAUAUAAACCUCGUUUGUAACACAAGACAUGAAGGGGAAUAGGGAUGUGUGCCAUCAUGCUGCACCAUAGGGCAUCCACUCCCAGACAAACCACACACACCUCUGACUCACACUUCUCUCUCUCUCUCUCUCUCUCACACACACACCUCUGAAUGUUGGACUCUGUCUGCUCUCUGGGCUGUCAUGUUUUUACACUGCUCUUUGUCUGAGUUUCCUUUCAUAAUACACACAGAGUUUAUCACUCUUAUUAAUGGAGAAAAAAGGCUUUUGUGGCUCAAAAGUGCCCUCAAGAGGACUAAAAUCAGUUUUGGCACAAAACCAAUAAGUUUGAAUUUUCAAAGAAGGAAAUAAAGUUGUUUUAUACGGAUGAA